Molecule: messenger RNA, 1299 nt
Organism: Mercurialis annua (annual mercury)
Lineage: Eukaryota; Viridiplantae; Streptophyta; Magnoliopsida; Malpighiales; Euphorbiaceae
Product: glyoxylate/hydroxypyruvate/pyruvate reductase 2KGR
Exons: 2
Coding region: 135-1079 (314 amino acids)
Cellular component (GO): cytosol
Molecular function (GO): glyoxylate reductase (NADPH) activity; hydroxypyruvate reductase [NAD(P)H] activity; NAD binding
Source: RefSeq, a predicted model, not a curated record
UCGAUGACAAUCCAGAACAACUUCAAAAGAAAACAACAACAAAAACAAACUCCUCACUGCCACUGAUUAAACCAAAAAAAAAAACCUCAAAAACUUUAAAAAUCUCUCAAAUUCAUCGAAACCCAGGUACCAAAAUGGAGUCAAUCGGCGUUCUAAUGGCCAACCCACCAACCUACACAUACCUAGUAGAAGAAUUAGAGAAACGUUUCACUCUAUACAAGCUUCAAAACGCUUCAGACAAGACCCAGUUCAUCAAUUCCCACAAAAACUCAAUCAAAGCUGUAGUGGGUAAUGCUGGGUUCGGUGCUGACGCUGAAUUGAUUGACCAAUUGCCCAAAUUGGAGAUAGUUUCUAGCUUCAGUGUUGGGCUUGACAAGGUUGAUUUGGCUAAGUGUAAAGAGAAGGGUAUAAGGGUAACUAAUACUCCUGAUGUUUUGACUGAUGAUGUUGCUGAUUUGGCUCUUGGUUUGAUGUUGGCUGUUCUGAGAAGGCUGUGUGAGAGUGAUCGGUAUGUCAGGAGUGGGAAGUGGAAAAAGGGGGAUUUUAAGUUGACUACUAAGUUCACUGGGAAAUCAGUUGGCAUUAUCGGUUUGGGCAGGAUUGGCAUGGCAAUUGCUAAGCGAGCUGAAGCAUUUAGCUGUCCUAUUAGUUACUUUGGUAGAUCAGAGAAAAAAGAUGUAAACUACAAAUACUAUCCAUCCGUCGUUGAGCUGGCUGCCAACUGUCAAAUCCUUGUUGUUGCGUGUGCACUGACAGAAGAAACUCGCCACAUUGUCAAUCGUGAAGUCAUCGAUGCAUUAGGUCCAAAAGGAGUCCUCAUAAACAUCGGUCGAGGUCCUCAUGUCGAUGAGCCUGAACUAGUAUCUGCACUAGUCGAAGGAAGGCUAGGUGGUGCAGGGCUUGAUGUGUUUGAAGAUGAGCCUAACGUACCAGAGCAGCUAUUCGGGCUUGAAAAUGUAGUCAUCCUGCCGCAUGUAGCGAGUGGCACAGUUGAAACGAGAAUGGGCAUGGCAGACCUUGUUGUUGGGAACUUGGAAGCACACUUUUCAAACAAACCUCUGUUAACACCAGUAGUUUGAAUUUGAAAUGAAGAUUUGUGAAUAAGAUUAGAAUGAUGCUUCUUCAUUGGUUCACAAUUAUUUUAGGGAUGGAUCAUUGUUUCCUGAACUUGGCUGGUUUGCCUCCUAGGAAGAAAAUACUAUUCAAGUUGUACGUUUGAAAUUUGCUUCUUGUUUUCAUUUCUUCCUUGCAUCAUGGACAUAAAAUAUUAAAUAAAAAUGUUUGGGUUAUUUGUCAAAA